Messenger RNA from Vitrella brassicaformis, 5244 nucleotides. NCBI's taxonomy places the organism in Eukaryota, Vitrellaceae. The record is from the annotation of a GenBank genome assembly.
ACGGUUAAUGACAGUUUCCCCCCUACAGAGAGGGCCUGGGGGAGUCUCUGCCAGUGCAGCGACGCAGCGGUGUGGUGGUCAAAUCCAGUACUUGAUUAAAUAAUGGUUCGUGUCAUGAAGGAAGUCAGUCAUCACUAGGUAGCGUAGCAUCUCUCACACAGUACAAGUCUUUCGCUCAGAGUUUCUUAUCGCGUACAGACAGACAGACGUACACGAACACAUGCAUUGGACGGACGGACAGACAGCAUUCCGUCCUCAGUGACUGACCGUCUUCCGCCCGUGUGCAGGCAUAUAGGUCGGUACUCUACUGUUGAGCGUACGCCAUCCAUCCAUCCAUCCCCCCCCACACACACAUCCGCCCAAGCCACCGCACAAAACAAUGCUGCACGGCGAUCGAGUUGGUGCGCUGCCCUCACGUGUCUCGCGAGGCUCUCACUAAUGCGCCAAGCGCUACAGUCUCGUGCAGCCGUGCUGUGCGUGUAGCUAUAUGGGUGUCGUCAAAAAGAAACAUACAUGUGCUCAUUACACCGGUAUGUGUGUGUGGAGAUGUGUGUGUGGAGAUGUGUGCGGGGCCCCGCACCACAGACUCGCAAUGGCAUGGACGUGUGUGUGCACGGGCAGAAGAGAGAGAGAGAGAGGUAUUUGGCAAAAGAAAGAUUGCAUGAUGGACGAAGGAUGCAAACAGCGUCGACCCGAGACCCACACACCCCACCAACUCACCCAACCAUUCGUAGAGACAGGCAGGCAGGCAGGCAGGCAGACAGAGACAGAGAGAGAGAGCGAAAGGCCAUACAAAAGCGAUCGGUCAAAAUCAUCCAUCAUAGUAUAAAUCCACCCACAAGGACGCUCUCACCGCAACACUCAGGUAAGCGCUAGAAUUGUAGCACCUGGUCUGUGUGUGCGUGUGUGCCAAGCAGCUUGUCAGGACAAUUCACACACGCACCGCAGCCAUGACUCACUCACUCAUUGCACACCCCACCCACCCCACGAGCCCCACCCCACCUCGAGCCCCCACCGUCAGUCACCGUCUAAGUGGCAGCGACGGAUUGUGUCCUGCUGCCCGCCCUCAAACGCAUCCCCUCGUCCACCUCCCUCUCGACACUGCUCACCAUCGGGCUGCCCCCCGACCGCAUCGACGGCCGCACAACCAUCCCCAGGGACGACGUCCGCGAGUCCAUCCCCAGUGAGUCCACCAGAUUGGGGUUGCUCAGCGACGCCUUCAGACCGUGGGGCGACGCUGCGCUCGCUAUGGGGGAGGACGACCGCUCUGGAUGGUUCUCCUGCUGCUGCUGCUGCUGCUGGCGUGGUGUGGGGAAGGACUGAUUGAGGAGGGGGAACUGGGGAUGGAUGGGGGAGUGGACGUACAGGCCGGGCAGAUGGGCCUGCUGACGGGCGGGAGGGCUGCUUGCUGCUAUUGCAGCUGUUGGUGCUGCUGCCGGGGUGGGGCUACUGGUGGGGGCAGGGAAGCAGAUGGCACCGGCGCCGUCAGACUGGCCCUGCCUCUUUCCUGCCGAUUGUGGUUGGUCCUCCUCGAUUUCUCGUGGCUGCUGGUAGGUGGCGGGUGGUGCUGCCGGGAUGGACGAGUUGUUGAUCUUGGCUGUGAGGGCGUGUCGCAGCUCCACAUCCACAGCAGCGGCCUGCUCCUCCAGCCGGCGACGACACUCGCGCAGCGUCAUCUCAACCUGACACAACACAGACAGACAGAGAGAGAGAGAGAGAUGUGUGUGGUUUGGCGUUUGUUUCGUGUGUGGCUGAGCGACCUUGAGCAUGUGUUUGAGUCUUGGUACGUGUGGCCAUGUGCGUCUCUGCCCCUCGGCAAUGAAGUACGACAUGUCUGUGAAGGUCGGGUGGUUCAUCAUCCUGCACACACACACCCAACCAACCAACCAACCACACACACGCACGCAGAGAGGAUCACAUCUCCCGUGCGACGAGUGUCGUUGUGUAGUGAUGCGGACGUACCUCCACCAGUCCAUGAGUGAGGCCCUCGGGGUGAUGGUGACAUGGCCCUCGUAGUCUUGAACAAGCCAGAAGCCAGAGAUGUCCUGGCCGAACAGCUUGGGCACCAUCUGGAACUUGGUCAGCAUCGCAUAACGAUUCUAACACACACACACGCACACACACACGCACAGACACACGCACACACACACACACACACGGAAUGGUGACAUACAUGGCCACACACACAUACUUAGGAUUCCUCUCGCUCUUGUCGCUCACCUUGAUGUCCAUCGUGAGCCAGUUUUCGACCGCUCGAGCAGUCCGCCCCUCGGCCGCAAAGGUGCUCACGAACGGCGCGUGGUGAGGAUUCACCUGCACACACACGCCAGCCGAAGGCGCAUGAGCGGCCGAACGCAUCGCGUCAUGACCACCCCUUCCCCCCUCUCCUCUCUCGGCACGUACCUGUGAGACGAUGAACUGUUUGACGUUGAAGAGCGAGCUGAGCUCGGCGGUCGGGAUGUCCCGCUUGACGCUGCCGUCCAUCCACACCAUCCCAGAGGGGUAGUAGGGCACCGGCUUGCCGUCCGCUCCCUUGGCGUACAGCUCGACGGGCGGCAUCAGCCCGGGAAGCGCACACGACGCCACGACGGCCGACCUGCACCGCACCGGCACCGACCGACACACAAGGAGUGCAUCCAUCGAUUGUGAUUGUGGCUGUGGUGUGCACUGCUGUCACCAGAUAUAGAUGUCUGGCGUGUUGACGUAGUUGCAGACCAGGACCUCUCCCCUUCUGCUGGCGGGGCAGACGGCGAUGCUCACGAGCCUUCCCGUCUUCUUGAAGGCCUCAGAGAAGGUCCAGUCGCCGAAGUAGACCUUGCACGUCUUCGUAAAGAAUGAGGUCUGCAUCAUGUAACCUGUUGAGUUGACCACACACACACAGAGGCGCACACACACACACACAUUUCUACCACAGUGCUGCCUCCUGCGUGGGUGCGUGUGUGUGGGUGGAUGAGGUGGAUGGGAGGCCACUCGCUGUCUCACUCCCUCACCGCCAAUGAGGAAGUUGGCGACCUGUCUGCCGAAGGGUGGGAACCACCGGACCCCAUAGCGUUCGCUGACGUCCGGCCGGAUGACGUCCUUCAUCUCCUCGUUGGUGCAGAUGGCCAGCAUGCCAGCCACGAUAGACCCACCACUCGUACCAGAUAUCACCCUAAGCACACCACAGAGACACACAAACACCACGGGAAUGUCUCCCUCCCCUCUCUGUCUGUCUGUCUGUCUGUCUCAGCGCUGGCUGUGCUGGCUGUGCUUGUGUGAGGUCACCUCACCCACCUUGGCAUGAGCCCAUGCUCCAUGAGUGUCUUCACCACCCCCAAGUGGUACAUGGCCAGCGCACCCCCCCCGGACAGACACAGCGCCGUACGACCAAUCGACAGCCGCAGGUUCGUGAAGAACGUCAGCUUCUCUCGCAGAAAGGCCGCCCUCCGCUGCAGCGCCUCCACGCCGGACAGCAUGGUGUCAAUGUCGCCCGACGGCGACAUCUCCCUUGACGAAGGCGGCAGGGUGGGCGAGGGGGGCAGCGCGGGGGUCUCUCCCGUGGCCCCUGAGGCGGCCUUGUGUGCCUUUGGGGUCACGCUGCUGUUGUUGUUAUCGCUGUCCUUGUCCGCCUGAGCAUCGGGAGAGGCCGGUUCGAUGAUCCGCCGCCUCAGAUCGGCGGACGGCUGAGGCUGAGGCUGCUGUGUCCGUGGCAUGUGGGUGGUGCUGACGCAGGUCAUGACGAGGUCAUAGUCAGCCGGGAGGCAGUCGUGCCUGCCGGUGGCUGGCGGCGAUUGCCGCCUGUUGAAUGGCGUGGCGGUGAUGUUGCUGGCGACGUAUCUGCCCGUGGGCGAGGGGACAAGGGGGGUGACCGCCGUAAGGGAGGGAAUCAGCCGCUCGGCGAACGACACGUCCUCCGGACCCACUGACACGUCCGUCUGGGCCUGAGAAACACACAAAUUGGACAACACGAUAUCUAUCAAAUGAGUGCAACCCGCCUCUUGUGCCCUUCUCCUUCCACUGACGGCUCUGGAGCAGCUGGUGCCUUCCACACGGGUCCACGCGACAUCAUCCAGCCGGUCGCUGGGGGUCGUCGUCUGUAUGGCCUCGUCUCCCAUAACACUGGUCAGGUUUGGCAUUGAGAGCGGCGACGACAUGGGCUGCGACGGCGACCUCGACCGGAGCUCGGGCGCCUUGGCCUCCACCAGGUCGAACAAAGCCUCGGACAACACCUUGGUGUACUCGUCAACCGAGAGCUUGGUGCCGGUGCGAGCCACAGAGAACAAUUCUACGGCACGGAGGAGGGCAUAGAAGGGAGGAUGUCAGCUGGCUGCUUCGUGUGUAUGGCUCGGCUCAGUCGCUGGCUGGGUGGCUGGCUGGGUGGGCUCACAUACCUGGGUUGGAGAGGUUGCAGAAGUUGCGGCAGCAAGACGUCUGCAGCAGGAACAUCAGCGAGUUGUAGUCGCUCCUCUCCCUGGCGCUCUUCAAACGGUCCGUCACACGCAAAAGAAACGCCCAGUCGUAGGCCUCGCCGGCAGCAGGGUUGUGCCGCCACUUGCUCUUGCCCUCGAGCUCGUCCAACUCGGCGCAGAUCUCAAUCCACUCCUCGAAGCUGCUGGCCUCGUCGAGCUGGAUGCACAGCUGCUCCUUGGGGUCGUUCCUGUAGAGAUUGGUGGCGCACUGGAAUGCCCGGAAGACGCGCCUGAGGGCGUUGAGUGCCGCGAAGGCGAUGAGGUCGAGAGUGAUGCGGAGCACGUGCCAGGCGCCGAGGCCCACUCGUAUGAAGGAGAAGAGGGAGGUGACGAGCAGCCAGCCUAUCCACGUGAUCCACAAGAAGCAGAACCGCCGCAGCUCUGCACACACACACACACACACGGGCACGCACACACACACACACAGACGUCGAGAGAAAGAUGCGUCUGCGUCCACACAUGUGAUUGACGAUGCAUGGCUGUGGGUGCCCUGACCUGCAUUGAGUAUGAGGGCGAUGGUGAAGAAGGCCAGGAAGGUCGUGGAGAACACGAUGUUGCCCACCAGCAGCACCCAUCCGUACGGCGACAUCGUGACCGAAGCCCAACACUCUCGUGCAGCGGGUGGCCUCACGGCCUCACACCAAGCCCCAAGUCUUCACGCAGAGUGACGCUCGCCUGACAGCUCAAAGGCGACGCCCUUUUCUCCGUACAGGGCCGAAUGACAAAUCAAUCAAAUAACAAACUGCAGGAUACCAGUCCUGUAGGGCUCAGAGGAGCGCCCGCGAUUGAUAACGAG